This is a messenger RNA of Aspergillus melleus, 966 nucleotides long. RefSeq lists its product as uncharacterized. The record is from RefSeq and is a predicted model, not a curated record. The transcript is spliced from 3 exons. Gene Ontology annotation, cellular component: extracellular region. Bases 1 to 966 code for a protein of 321 amino acids. NCBI's taxonomy places the organism in Eukaryota, Fungi, Ascomycota, Eurotiomycetes, Eurotiales, Aspergillaceae.
AUGCGUACUUCUAUGCUUCUGGGUGCUCUCUGCGCCGCCGGUGCCAUGGCCUCCCCCAUGGAAAAGCGCUCCUACGAGACCGACUGGACCAUCGUCACCGUGACCACCACCAUCACCGCUCCCCUGCCUCCCGCGGACCCGACCUCGGCUCCCGCGCAGAAGGUGAAGGUCUCCGAGUCCAUCUCCAGCGCUCCCGCCCCCGAGGUUGAGCCUACCACUUCGGAGCCCGCCCCGGUCCCGACCACCACCCCGGCCGCCGCCCCCGUCGAGCCCUCGACCGAAGCUCCCGCUCCCGAGCCCACCACCACCGCCCAGCCCACGACCUCCCAGGGUGGCGUGGUUGAGAACAUCGAGGGUGCCUUCACCUCUGCCUGGACCUCCGCCUGGACCGUUCCUGCCGCCGAACCCACCACCAGCUCGACCUCCUCCAGCUCGAGCUCCACCGCCGCGGGCGCCGCUGCCACCGGUUCCUACCAGAAGACCAUCCUGCACAACCACAACAUCCACCGUAGCAACCACUCUGCCAGCGACCUCACCUGGUCCGCCGACCUGACGGCCAGCGCCCAGGUUCUUGCCUCUCGCUGCGUCUAUGAGCAUGACACGAGCAUCAACGGUGGUAACUACGGCCAGAACAUUGGUUACGGAGUUGCCGAGAGCGAAAUUGGAGCGAUGAUUACCAACCUGAUGUACAACGACGAGAUGGGCUUCUGGGAUCAGUAUGACCUGUACGGCAAGGCCGACCCCGACAUGUCCCUCUUCGAGAGCUGGGGUCACUUCAGUCAGAUCGUCUGGAAGGGCACCACCGAAGUCGGUUGCGCCACCGUGACCUGCCCUACCCUUGGCAACGUCGACGCGGCCACCUCGGUGCCGUUCACCGUCUGCAACUACGGUCCUCCUGGCAACUAUGCUGGUGAAUAUGCCGACAACGUCAAGCGUCCUCUUGGACAAAGCAUGGUGACUGUCUAA